AUGUUCGACGCGUCAUUUCUAAACGAAUACCACUACUUUGCUGCUACAUUCUCUUUCAAUGAUGGAGAGUUUCCGGAUACAAUCACUACCAUGGCGUCUGGCCUGGACACACUGCCUGAGCCGCAAAGCUUGGUCAACGUAGAAACAUCUGGUCUGAUGAACGUAAUGCAUACGGCCACGCACCACAGUCUUACUAUCAGCAACCUCGCCACCACUUACGAUACAGUUGGAGGGACUCACGACAUCACUCAUCAACUUCCUACCACGCCAGGGGGUGACUUAGACCCAGGGCUAGAUUUCUCUUUCGAUACAUCACCCACAACGUACACCGCGGGUUGGAACGAGAGCAUGACUGCUCUGUCUGACGACUGGUUUCACGCUGCUACUAGCGAUAUUCAACCCAGUCCGAGCGAGACGAACAGCUCCGAACCAACGGACGUCGACGACAGCUGGGUCCCUCAGGACGUUUACCAGAUAGGCUUUCAAGAUGAAAAUGGUGACUGGCGGUGCAGCUACGCUGCAUGCCGAUCCCUCGCUGUGUUUGAGCGUGCCUGUGACCUUCGGAAGCACCAUUCAACACACGCCAAGACUUUCUUCUGUCCGCGCCCCGAAUGUGCGUCAUCCGGUAUUGGAUUCGCAUACCCCAAGGACUAUAGGCGUCAUCUUCGUUCUCACAAACCAAGCAUUCCAUGCCCCUACGCAUUAUGUGGCAGGCUGUUCAGCCGGUUGGAUAACAUGGUGAGUUCUCCGCGCCCUUUCAAGCAUCCACCCGGAGACAUUGUCCUAUUCAGCUCCAGUGGCCUCUUCUAUGAACUCUUCACUAAUGACGAUAUCAAUGCAGAGGAGCCACUUCAGCAAGAUGCAUUUGCGGAAGAGGAACACUCUAUUUGCUCGACCGUGCCGUAA
Colletotrichum costaricense is the source of this 906-nucleotide messenger RNA. Its product is annotated as C2H2 type zinc finger domain-containing protein. The record is from RefSeq and is a predicted model, not a curated record. The coding region runs from base 1 to 906 and encodes 301 amino acids. Gene Ontology annotation, biological process: regulation of transcription by RNA polymerase II. The transcript has 2 exons. Gene Ontology annotation, cellular component: nucleus. NCBI's taxonomy places the organism in Eukaryota, Fungi, Ascomycota, Sordariomycetes, Glomerellales, Glomerellaceae.